Molecule: messenger RNA, 314 nt
Organism: Bactrocera dorsalis (oriental fruit fly)
Lineage: Eukaryota; Metazoa; Arthropoda; Insecta; Diptera; Tephritidae
Exons: 2
Coding region: 9-314 (101 amino acids)
Source: RefSeq, a predicted model, not a curated record
GAACGGCAAUGGGAACCGAUAAUGUGUCUUUUGAUGAUUACGUCGAUAUUGACGAUGGUGUGCAAACAAUGGGAUUCCCAACAGAUGAAGACAUUUUAGAUAGCGUCAUGGAAAAUCUAGUUCCUUUUGGAAAAGACUUAGAGGAGGAAGUCUCUAGUGAAAGCGAGGUUGAAACAACAACUGAAACUAUACCCACAUUUAAUCAAGCGUAUUCUGCUAUCCAGACCGUAAGAAAUUUUACUUCGUCAAAAGAAAAUGUUCCCAAUGCAGUACAUGCGUCAAUAAAUGUAGUAGAACAUUUUAUAGAGAAAUAG